This is a messenger RNA of Coccinella septempunctata (seven-spotted ladybird), 583 nucleotides long. Its product is annotated as EKC/KEOPS complex subunit Tprkb-like. Gene Ontology annotation, biological process: telomere maintenance via recombination; tRNA threonylcarbamoyladenosine modification. The record is from RefSeq and is a predicted model, not a curated record. NCBI's taxonomy places the organism in Eukaryota, Metazoa, Arthropoda, Insecta, Coleoptera, Coccinellidae. Gene Ontology annotation, cellular component: EKC/KEOPS complex; cytosol; nucleus. The transcript has a single exon. Bases 62 to 562 code for a protein of 166 amino acids.
UUACUAACCUAACCAAUCAAAAUAUUUAUUUUUAUUAUUAUUUAUAUUAAUCUUUGAUUAAAUGGAUUGGCAAUUGGACCUAGAUCCCUCAUCGAAUUCUAGAGUUCACAUGCGAUUAUAUAAAAAUGUGAAAAAUGUUGAGGAAAUAAGUAAAAAGUUGUUUGAAGGAAAGUUGAACUGCUGUGUAAUCAAGCCACAUCUUAUAGUCGACCCAUUUCAAGUAGCAGUGGCGGCUAAUAAAGCGGUUGUUGCAGAAAACUUAACAACCAAAACUAUUUUCACGGAAAUCUUGUUCAACUUAUCCAUAUCGAAAAACAUAACGGCCAGUUUGAAAACGUUUGGAAUCAAUGACACUGAUAAAGACUUACUUGUGGUGUCGAUAAGUGAAUUAGAUGAAGUGAAAGAUACUGUAGAUUUUAUAAAUGGUGAUGAAAUUAGUGUGAAAGAUAUUAAUAAACUAACUGAUGUGAAUAUUGUGAAAAAAACUUAUAAGAUUACAGAUGAAGAAUUUAAAAAUAAUGAUUUGUUGGAUUCUAUAAUCAGCAGAAUUGCUAUAAAAUAAAUAUUUUGUUGUUUUGGUAAU